Cynara cardunculus var. scolymus (artichoke) is the source of this 459-nucleotide messenger RNA. Its product is annotated as nonsense-mediated mRNA decay protein 2-like. Bases 1 to 459 code for a protein of 152 amino acids. NCBI's taxonomy places the organism in Eukaryota, Viridiplantae, Streptophyta, Magnoliopsida, Asterales, Asteraceae. The transcript has a single exon. The record is from RefSeq and is a predicted model, not a curated record.
AUGCCGUUUGAAGCUGAAGUGGAAAGGUCUGAAGCAGAAGAAGUCGAAGGUUCUUUACCUCAAACCUUGAUCCUGCAAUCUGAAGUUGAAGCUGUAGAACCGCAUAUUCCUAUCCCUCACUCUGAGGAUGUCGUUAUAUCCCAUCAAGCUAAAGCUGAAGCUGAAGCCGAGGAUGAUGACGAUGCCAUCAUAGCUCUUGUUGAAGACGAAGACCUUCCCAGCACCUCUACAACUAAUGCUGGUGAUGAGGAAGAUGAUGAAGAAGAUGAUUCUCUUUCCCUUCCUGAUGUUGGACAAGACUUAGGUGGUGAUGAUGAUGAUGAAGAUGACGAUGAUGACAACUUCACUAUUCAAUACCACACCAGACCUGCCCCAGCUCAAAAAGGAGUCUCUCUCAGGGAAUUUUCAUCCAAGGGGGAGAAAGAGAAAUCUCAAGGAAACCAACACACGACCUCCUAG